This is a messenger RNA of Cydia splendana, 1002 nucleotides long. It is a transcript of the gene Vkor, whose product is annotated as vitamin K epoxide reductase complex subunit 1. Bases 419 to 931 code for a protein of 170 amino acids. The record is from RefSeq and is a predicted model, not a curated record. Gene Ontology annotation, molecular function: vitamin-K-epoxide reductase (warfarin-sensitive) activity. Gene Ontology annotation, biological process: peptidyl-glutamic acid carboxylation; vitamin K metabolic process. NCBI's taxonomy places the organism in Eukaryota, Metazoa, Arthropoda, Insecta, Lepidoptera, Tortricidae. The transcript has 4 exons.
CUUUACACUAGGGUUCAUUCAAUAGGUCAAUGCACUUCCGAGGCAACGUCCAAAGCGAUUACAAGGCGCUGUUUUUGUAAUGAGAAUAUGAAAUAAAUACCAAUUUAAAUGUCCACUUUGCGAUAAUUGUUGCAAUAAUAAAUUUACGAUAAUCGUUUGUUAAAUUUGUAGAUUCUUCACGAGAUUUGUCACAUAGGUGAUAAUUAAGUUGUAGGCUACAAUGUAGCCGAAUGCAUCACUGUAGCGGUAGCGAUAAUAAUAUAAAACAAACAAUCAAAUUUGACCAAUCGGCGAUUGUAACCGAGGCUGUGCAAAGUAUUGAAGCGUGUUCUAAUAAGUGCCUGUGUUUAGAAAGAAAGGCCAAGCCAUAUUGACAAGGUAAUCAGUAGGCACAAUAGUUCGACAAUACGGCUUAUACAUGGUCGCGCGUUGCAUCGUGAUAACAGACGGCCCUACCUUCAAAAUGGGUAAAAAAGGUUUAGACAGAGCUAUCAUAUCGGCAGCGAUAGCCGGCAUCUUGAUAUCCACUUACGCCUUGUUCGUGGAGAUGACCGCAGAAGCAGACUCCGACUACAAGGCCUUCUGCGACCUCGCUGAAAAAGUCAGCUGCUCGAAUGUUCUCACGUCUGAUUUCUCCAAAGGAUUUGGCAUAGCGGAGAAAGGGUCGGUGUGGGAAAUUCCGAAUUGCAUUUAUGGAAUUGUUUUCUACUGCCUCAUGAUUAUUAUGACUACGUAUGACCAGCUGUGUGUGGUGCAAAUGCAGUUUUUAACUGCAAUGCUGUCGGUUGUUAUGUGCGUUUAUUUAGCCUACCUUUUAUUAUUCAUUCUACAGGAUUUCUGCGUGAUUUGUGUCUCCACUUAUUUGGUAAAUAUUGGCAUAGCCACAUUAGUCUAUAAGAAAUUGAAUUAUGUCCUUAAAAAAUGUCAUUAAAUAUAACAUAUACAUACUCGUGUGAACUGUAAAGAAAUAAUUUAUUCAAAGUAUUAAAAGUUUGUAAAAGU